Messenger RNA from Striga hermonthica, 750 nucleotides. Lineage: Eukaryota; Viridiplantae; Streptophyta; Magnoliopsida; Lamiales; Orobanchaceae. The record is from the annotation of a GenBank genome assembly.
AUGGAGGCGGAGAUGCAUGAGAAGUGCUCGGACUACUCCGCCGCAGACGACGGCCAGAGCUCGAGGACGUGCUCGGAGAUCAGCGCCGGUGCCGGUGAAGGAUUCGUACUUUUUGGCGUGAGAGUUAUGAUGGAUGUAUCGUUCAGGAAGUGUGCCAACAUGAAUAACUUGGCUCAAUUUGAUCAGCAGCCGCAGGACUCCACCAAUGAUGUCGCCGUCGGCUAUGCUUCCGAUGACGUCGUUUAUCCCUCCGAAAGGAAUCGCAAUCGGAAAAGAGGUGGGAAAGGAGAUUGGAAGGGAAUUUCAAGGAACUAUGUGAAAACAAGAACACCGACUCAAGUUGCAAGCCAUGCUCAAAAGUACUUCCUCCGCCAGAACAACCACAACAGGCGGCGUCGGAGGUCUAGCUUCUUUGACAUCACAGCCGACGCGAUCCCAAUCCCAUGUGAUAAUCCAAGCCCACUACAGAAUCUGGUUCUCAACCAGCUCAACAACUCGCCCAAGCCCAUUAGGCCCAUUCCUAUCUUACCUCCAGCUUCCAAAAUGGCCGACUUGAACUUAAACAACCAGAAAUCAGCCGCACUCGGCCCUCAUUCUCAGUCACUCGACCUCUCGAUAUCAUCUCAAUCUCAGGAACCACCACAGUUGUCCUAUCAGCAGUCACCGCCCGCAAGACAUGUGGCGUCUUUCCAAGCAAUGCCCACCGGAUUUAAUGAGAGUGGUGGGGACAACAUCAUUAGUGUUGUCUGA